Messenger RNA from Juglans regia (Persian walnut), 2614 nucleotides. Its product is annotated as ABC transporter G family member 15-like. Gene Ontology annotation, cellular component: membrane. The transcript has 9 exons. The coding region runs from base 209 to 2290 and encodes 693 amino acids. NCBI's taxonomy places the organism in Eukaryota, Viridiplantae, Streptophyta, Magnoliopsida, Fagales, Juglandaceae. The record is from RefSeq and is a predicted model, not a curated record. Gene Ontology annotation, molecular function: ATP hydrolysis activity; ATP binding; ABC-type transporter activity.
GACCCUACCUUCAUCUUCUUCGUAAGCUGUUUUGUCUCUCUCCUGUCGUUGCACCUCGUAACUCAUUAACCUCUGACCAGUUUGGUUGUCAACCGUAAAUGGCUGCAGCCUGAGAACCACUUCGAUCGUCCUUUAUAUUCUCUGCCCUCUUCUGGGUCUUGUUUAUUUCAAAGUAAAGAAUUUCAGUUGUAAAUUAAUCUGAAGUAGUAUGGAACAACUAAAGGAGGCUGCUAGCGAUGGUGGCCGUGCAGAGGAUCAUGAACAGAGGGGUAUAUUGAGAACAGGCAGAGAUUAUGAGAGGAGAAUGUACUUGUUAUGGCAAGAUCUUACUGUUGUAAUUCCAAACUUCGGGAAUGGACAUAGCAGAAGAUUGCUUGAUGGGCUCAGUGGUUUUGCUGAGCCUGGCAGGAUCAUGGCUAUUAUGGGUCCUUCUGGUUCUGGGAAAUCCACCCUUCUUGAUUCUUUAGCAGGCAGGCUGUCAGGAAAUGUUGUCAUGACUGGAAAUGUUCUCCUCAAUGGGAAGAAAAAGAGACUAGACUAUGGUGUUCUUGCUUAUGUAACCCAAGAGGAUAUAAUGCUGGGAACAUUAACAGUGAGAGAAACCUUAAAAUACUCAGCCCAUCUGAGGCUUCCAACUACCAUGACCAAAGAAGAGAUUAAUGUCAUUGUGGAGGGAACAAUCACAGAAAUGGGUCUCCAAGAUUGCGCAGACAGAUUAAUUGGAAACUGGCAUUUAAGAGGUAUAAGUGGAGGGGAGAAAAAGAGACUAAGCAUUGCCAUUGAAAUCCUCACAAGGCCAUGCCUCUUGUUUCUUGAUGAACCAACCAGUGGCCUUGACAGUGCCUCGGCUUUCUUUGUUGUUCAAACUCUGAGAAGAAUUGCUCAUGAUGGCAGAACUGUCAUCUCUUCCAUUCAUCAGCCAAGUAGUGAGGUUUUUGCACUCUUUGAUGAUCUGUUUCUUCUUUCUGGUGGCCAAACAGUAUAUUUUGGAGCAGCAAAGUUGGCCAUUGAGUUCUUUGACAAAGCUGGAUUUCCAUGCCCAAGUCGAAGAAAUCCCUCUGAUCACUUCCUCCGUUGUAUAAAUUCAGACUUCGAUGUAGUGACGAUGUCUUUGUUGGAAUCUCACAGAAUACGUGGAGUCCAGAACUCAUCAGAUCCUUUGAUGAACUUAGCAGCAGUAGAGAUCAAAGCAAAGCUUGUCGAGAAAUACAGGUGCUCAGAGUAUGCAACAAGGGCAAGAAUGAGGAUUCAACAAAUUUUAUCCAUUGAAGGACUUGCAAUUGAGAGAAAAAGUGGAAGCCAAGCCAAACUAUGGAAGCAACUCUCAACAUUGACACACAGAUCUUUUGUGAAUAUGUAUAGAGAUGUAGGGUAUUACUGGUUAAGGAUCAUAAUCUACAUAACCUUAUCUAUAUGCGUCGGUAGCAUCUUCUUCGAUGUCGGAACAAGCUAUACCUCAAUCUUGGCUCGCGGAGCAUGCGGCGGAUUUGUGGCGGGCUUUAUGACAUUCAUGUCAAUUGGAGGUUUUCCAUCCUUUCUCGAAGAAAUGAAGGUUUUCUAUAGAGAGAGGCUGAAUGGGCAUUAUGGGAUUGCUGUGUACAUUCUGUCCAAUUUCCUCUCUUCUCUCCCAUUUGUGGCUGUGAUGUCAAUAGCUACAGCAGCUAUUACUUACUAUAUGGUGAAAUCCCGGCCUGAAUUUUCUCCUUUUGUGUAUAUCUGCCUUGAUCUCAUCAGCUCUAUUGCAGUAAUUGAGAGCACCAUGAUGAUUAUAGCUUCACUUGUUCCUAAUUUCUUGAUGGGGGUCAUAGUAGGAGCCGGAUACAUAGGGAUUAUGAUGAUGACCUCUGGGUUCUUCCGGUUGAUCCCUGAUCUUCCCAAGGUUUUCUGGCGAUACCCAAUUUCGUACAUCAAUUAUGGUGCUUGGGCCUUACAGGGAGCAUACAAGAACGAUAUGAUCGGCCUCGAGUUUGAUUCUUUUGCACCUGGAGAACCCAAACUAAAAGGCGAGGUUGUCCUCACUAGCAUGCUUGGUGUUCAACUGAAUCAUUCAAAAUGGUGGGACUUAGGAGCUGUUGUAGUCAUUCUUCUAUCUUUGAGACUACUUUUCUUUGCCAUCCUCAAGUUUAAGGAGAAAGCUUCACCCCGUUUUCGAUCUCUUUACACGAAGCGAACUCUGCAACAUCUCAACAAGAGGCCUUCGUUCAGGAAAACGCCAUCUUUCCCUUCCAAAAGGCACCAACCUCUCCAUUCUCUGUCUUCACAAGAGGGUCUCAACUCCCCCAUAUAUUAGCAGCAGAAAAAACACUGAACAAGUCAAUAUGAUAGUGAGAUGUGGAUCAGUGAACAUUGCAGCAAUAUAAAGACUAACAGAAGAAGAGUUGAAGCCGUUUUAUUUUUCCAAACAAUUCAAAAUUUGCACUAGUAAAAUGAUUUUCAUUGCAUACAUUAGCUUUUAUUUGCUGAUGUACUCACCAGGAGGGGGAAAAACAUCUCAUCCUCCCAUGUUUUUCUGACUUGCACUCCAUUGAGCAACUCAAUAUAGUCAUAUAUUAUACCACCUAAAUAAACCUAGUGCCUAGUGGCACUAAUAAACCACAAACACUCCCUCGUGUAU